UGUCACCUUUCAGUGUCCAUCAAUGCCACCUGUCAGUGCCCAUCAAUGCCACCUACCAGUGCUCAUCAGUGCCACAUCAAUGCCACAUAUCAGUGCCCAUCUGAGCUGCCUUUCAGUGCCGCCUAUUAGUGCUGCCAAUUAGUGCCACCUAUCAGUGCCACUUAACAGUUCCAGUCAGUGCCGUCUAACAGUGCCAUCAGUGCCAGCUAUCAGUGCCAGUCAGUGCUCCCUAUUAGUGCCGCCUAUCAGUGCCAUAUAUGAGUGCUACCUUUCAGUGCCCAUCAGUGAUGCCU
Messenger RNA from Staurois parvus, 293 nucleotides. The record is from the annotation of a GenBank genome assembly. Lineage: Eukaryota; Metazoa; Chordata; Amphibia; Anura; Ranidae.